Myripristis murdjan (pinecone soldierfish) is the source of this 2207-nucleotide messenger RNA. Its product is annotated as Down syndrome cell adhesion molecule-like protein 1 homolog. The transcript has 13 exons. Gene Ontology annotation, biological process: cytoskeletal rearrangement involved in phagocytosis, engulfment; apoptotic cell clearance. The record is from RefSeq and is a predicted model, not a curated record. The coding region runs from base 58 to 1734 and encodes 558 amino acids. Gene Ontology annotation, molecular function: protein binding; phosphatidylserine binding. NCBI's taxonomy places the organism in Eukaryota, Metazoa, Chordata, Actinopteri, Holocentriformes, Holocentridae.
AUUAAAUCCUUCAGCUCCUUCUGCAACAGGAGAGAUUAAGGGAUUAAUAUUUGGAAAAUGAUUAUUUUGGGCAGCAAACACCUGCCCUUAGGUUAUGGGCUACUCCUUUGCCUACUCCAAGGCAGUGUGAGAGCACAAAACGUCAAAGCCACAGUUGGAGUUGAUGUUACUUUAUCGUGCAAGUACGAUGCCCAGUACUACGGCAGGCUUGCUGUAUGCUGGGGCCGAGGGGCCAUCCCCAACAGCGGCUGUGCCAAUCAAGUCAUCAAAUCAGACGGGACGUCGGUGACCAACAGAUUGUCAGAGCGCUAUGUGCUCAUGGGUGACCUCAGUAAGGGUGACGUGUCCCUGACCAUCAGGCAGGUCCAGGAGGACGACUCAGGGAUGUACGGCUGUCGCGUGGACAUACCGGGCUGGUUCAAUGACCACAAACACCAGCUGACCCUGACGGUGGUGCCAGCACCUCCUAACCCUCUGAGAAUAGAGACAAGAGAGGUGAAGGAGAGGACCAUCACUGUCCGCUGGACGUCUGUGUUUGAUGGUGGCAGCCCCAUCACCUCUUAUAGGAUUGACUUCAAGAACAAACUGGCACCCUGGGAUACAGCAGUAACAACGGCAGACAUAGGCCCCGAUCUGACUCAGGUCACUUUGGUUGACAUGCGUCCGGCCAAGGCGUACAACAUUCGAAUGUUUGCUAUCAACAGUGUGGGCACCAGCGAGACCAGCAACACUCUCACUGUCACCACAAAAGAAGCAGCGCCAGGGGGUCCUCCGCUGGAUGUGCAAGUUGAAGCCCUCACUUCUCACAGUAUCCAAGUCACUUGGAAGCCUCCAAAGACUGACCUCCGCAACGGUGUUCUGCGGAGCUACAGCCUCAGCUACAGGGAGUACGACCCUGAGAGCAGGCAGUUCAGGAGGUCGCAGCACCACAGCGUGACCGCCACCAGGGAAUUAGAGAGCGUCACCCUGCACAACCUGAAGCCGUCCACCCAGUACAGCAUGCUGAUACAGGCCAAAACGAAUGGAGGACUAGGGCCUCCCUCAAAUCCAGUUGCCUGCACAACUCUGAAUGAGGUUCACACAACAUCAACAGCUGAGAUGCCUGUGACAACUUCAAUUGCUUCAACCUGGGGAGAAAGCACUACAAGUUUCACUCCAGUUUCCCCUGACCCCCCGAUGCUAGAGUUACUGGAGGUCAAAGACAAGAUGAUUACUCUUCAUUGGACUGCUGGGUUUGACGGAGGAAACCCCAUUACUGGUUAUGACCUUGAGUAUAAACCAGACAAUGCCUCAUGGGAUCACACAAAUACAGUUGCAGACUUCAGCUCCAACCAGACUGAAACCACAAUAAUAGAGAUGUAUCCGUCCACCUACAACAUCCGCGUCUUUGCCAGGAACAGCAUUGGCAUGAGUGAAGCCAGCAACGUCCUCACCGUCACCAUCGAAGAAACAGGUCGUCGUGAGGACACCAUCACAACUUCCAUAUCAACUCAAAAGGCGACCUUCUCAACUACCACGUCUGCAGACACUCAGGCCGCUGUGAGCACUGAGGAGAGUCAGGGUGGCCACCUCGCUGCCAUCGUGGUGCCAGUCGUACUGGUGGUGUUGAUUGUUGCCAUAGUUACAACAUGGCAAUUCCGGCGGAUGAACAAGAGGAAGGGCAGCUGGGGAAUAGGUUGGCUGACCAAUGGUGCCAUACAUUACAGAGACUCUGAGCCCAUCCCAGAGCUGUGAGCUGCAGUGUGGCUUUUACAGAGAUUAUGAGAAGAACCAGUGAUUAUGAAUUUCAUGAGCAUGAGUUUUGUAAAUAAUAAGUUCUGGUCUGACUGACCUUUUUCCUGUUUACUUCAUGUUAUGGAGAAAGGAAACAAAAUCUAUCACAAAAACUUCACUCUCCAACGAAGUGCUAAAGUUGAGCAGCUGACCAAACACAAUAUAAAAAAGAAGAAAAAUUAAGUAAGGUGGAAACUUUAAACACAAAAAAUGACAUGGUGUCUCUUUUAUUUGGUUAAUGACCAUAAUGAAAGCAUUCUUCCAAAUUGGUUAAGUUGUUCCAAAUUUGUUGAGGGUAAGCUGUACUGACUUGAUGUCUUGCAGAGAUAUUAUUUGCAUGAUUUGAAUGAUGGUCAUAUUGUCUUCUGUUUAUGUGAUGGCUGGUGUAAUGGAAUCCCACCAGAUCCUCCCCAUUUUCUGUUAUGCUAAUAAAA